Messenger RNA from Misgurnus anguillicaudatus (oriental weatherfish), 3586 nucleotides. RefSeq names its product syntaxin-binding protein 4. The record is from RefSeq and is a predicted model, not a curated record. Gene Ontology annotation, molecular function: protein binding. Lineage: Eukaryota; Metazoa; Chordata; Actinopteri; Cypriniformes; Cobitidae.
UGAAAAGUCAAAGUAAUGUGACCAGAGGGCUGUCGGCAAGACUCUGUCUAACAGACGGCCAGGUCAGCACGAAAACCACGUGUCUUACAGAUUAGAAACUAGCAGUCGCUGUCUCGCCUGGCUGUUGCUGUAUGAUUGAUUUAAUGCUGAAUGAAUGCUCACUCUUGCUCGUGCUCAACAAUGCAGGCUGUGAUGCAGAGACCUGACACGAAAUCGCACUGAUGUGUCUGAUGUAAAUAAUUGGAGACAUCGUUUAACUACAGAGGAUUCAGAGCAGAAUAUUUCAACCUUAACGUUUCUGUUGGAUGCAAUGUCAUAUUUGAACCCACGGGGGAGAGAGCUCGAGCGUUUUGAUGGACUUUCGCUCAUUUACUGGACACUGAUGGGUCCUUAUGGAGUAGAUCGAGCAGUGCAUUCUAUAGAAUUUACAGAUUGUGAGAAUGGAUUAGGUAUCAAAGUGAUUGGAGGUGUGAAAGAACUAACAGGAGAAGAAUUUGGAGUUUAUGUGAAAAGGAUUUUACCUGGUGGCCUUGCUUCCAACGAUGGAAAUCUGCAGCCUGGUGACCAAAUCUUAGAAGUAAACGGUGAAAGCUUGAUUGGCGUCACAAGUGAGAGAGCGGUAGAUAUUCUCAGAGCAGCUUCUUCAACCAAUCACAUGCGCCUUCUGAUAACCAGAGAUGAGGAAGCCAGGCGGGAAUUUUCUGAGCUUCUUGAAAAAUACGGAUCAACCGGCAGCACAGGAUCUACAAGGAAUUCUCCGAUUCAACACACAGGCAGAUACUUGGACAGCACAUCAUCAGGGUCCUCGUCCAGAUCACAGAGUCCGCUAUUGCUCAGUCCCGCUGGCUCUCACAGUAAUUAUAACAGUACGGGACCCCUGCUACGAACCCUAAGUCAUCCAGGUGAAGGGGUGAUUCAGCUCAUAUCAGUUGCUCGCACCUGCAGUCUUGGUAUGACUAUCGGUGGUGGUUCUAACAGGCCCGACGGCCCUGCGGUCUUCAUUCAAGAAGUGCUGUCUGGAGGAGAUUGCCAUCGGGAUGGACGGCUCAGACCUGGAGAUCAGCUUAUCGCCAUCAACAAGGAGUCAUUGAUAGGCGUCACAUAUGAAGAGGCGAAGAGUCUCCUCAAUAAAGUCAAAUUUAGUCAGGAACAAGUGGUGGAUAUUGCCUUCAUUCCAGGAAAAGGAACAUUCUCCACCACCGUAUCCUUACAUAACGGAGUUCAGAGGAGUGUUGGGAACGGAUACAACUCCAGCCGGUUAAAGGUUCACGUCCCAUCUCCUGAGAUGCAACGAGAGGAAACGGCUCAAGUGCUUUCAUCCUCUCCAGAUAUCUGCUCUCCAGACAUACAUGUUUCAGCGUCCACUGCAGUGAGACCAACCACUGUUUCCAAACCCAAGAUCUCUCUGGAUCCCCACAUACGGCUUAAAUCAGAGAAAGUUGAUCUGGCUCUGUCUUAUCUGGGUCUAGAUGUUACUGAAGAGAAGGGGCGGGAGUUGAGAGAGAGUUUGACUACAGACCCUCAGGGGACAGUCUCAUAUGGAGACUUUGUGGAAGCCACCCGCAAUGUUUACCAAGAGAAGCUGGAGGAGGCGGGACUAGGACAAGGACCCUUUAUGUUCUCCUAUCAAGAAGCAGCUAGUUUGAUGGACACUUCUGCCUUUCACUCCCCAACCUAUGAGUCCGAGUGCAGCUACAGCAGUGAAGAGCUGGAGGAGUUUCAGACUGAAGUCAAACAACUUCAAAUGCAAAUGAAGCAGCUCAAGGUGUUAUUAAAAGACACAGAAGACAGUAAGAAGACUUUGGAGGAGGAACUGCAGAAGACGGCUGAGAAGGCCACUGCCACGGUAGAGGAGAACAAGUCUUUGAAGAGUAAGCUGCAGGUAGCCGAGGCCGUUCAGAGACAGACUAACAGUGCUGAACAGGACUACGAGGAAGUCAUUCAGCUCCUGGAAGCUGAAAUCAAAGAUCUUAAGAACCAGUUGGCCGGAAAGAAACAAAGGAGUCUGGGCGCUACCAAAGAGGAUGUAAUGGAUCUGAACAGGAGGCUUGCCAUCAUUGACAGCCAACUGAGAAAAUCUGAACUGACCAGGAAACACCUGGAGAUAUCCAACAAGAAGCUCCUUGGGUUUGCCCAGAAUGUCCACAAAGUUCUCACCAACAGCAACUUGUUCGGGAUAGAAAAUGGGAGCACAAGAGCAUCCCUGGCAAAUGACACCCCAGACACGCCCUCCCCCAUCCCUGACCCCGCCUGCCAGCUCGCAGCAAAGGCCAAAGAGCUUGUGGAUGGUGUCUGCUCACUUUGCACUGAGGAUCACACAUCACCGCAGUAUUCAGAGGAAAGCGGCAUGAACUCCGGAGAGGACUGUGAUUCAGAUGUCAUUCAUUGGCCGCAGGCUCCUCCCCUCCUCUGAGCUCCUGCAGUAGUGUGACCGUAGAGGAUUUUGGAAUAAACAAAGACUUCAACAAAAAGAACAUCAAGGCCGAACCGAACCAAAACUGGAGAAUAAAAGACUGAUGUUUUCUUGUGUUUUUUAUGCGUUUACUGUUCAUUUCAAAUGAUAGCAGAGAACUGAGAAGACUACUGGUCAAGGCAUCUGUUCAUGUACAGUACAUAUUUAACCUGUUGCAUUAUUUAAUGUCAUAAUGGGAAGCCAAAAGACGAUCAGUUUAAACAAAUGACAACAUAAACAGAGGUGACUUAGGUUUAAGUCAUCACAUUGUGCCAUGUGCAACAUUUAACUUAACUUGUUUAGUAAGUUUAGUAUAUUUAACAAGAGAAAUAAAAAUCAAGUCUUGAUUCAAGUACAUUUCCCUAUUAAGUGAAUAUAAUGUAAACACGUGGCUGUAAAGCUCUUUAUUAGAGCUAUGUGUAAAAUACACUACAUGUUUUACAUUUAAGUUUGAAAUGAUGCUUAUUUGUAUCUGUUCUGCUAAGAAGUGCUAUGAUGCGUUAAAGAUUUUAUAUUUUGAGUCCAAAUCUUUUAUUAUUCAGAAACACAUAGACAUGCUCGCAUAUAUGUGCGCAGUUGCUGUUGUAAACCUUGUAAAUACUGCAGCCAAACCCUUCGACGUCUCUUUACAUCUUCACUAAUGAUGUCAUUUUUGUCACAUUUGCAGUGCAGUUUAGUCUGAUGUCAUUCAUUUUGUUAGCUUGUUUUCAGGGGAGAUCCUUCAUAGUUUGAUUCUGCUAUUGGCUCUGGCAUCUGUGACUGUACCGAUUGUUCUUGAAGGAUUUCGGUUGUCAUGCCACCAUAAAGCAGUGGAGGUCAUAUUGCUAUGCUUCACCCCUGAAUGCAUCUAUUCAUCUAAACAAUGAAGAGAGUUCAGAUUACCAUCCUCAUAACCAUGCUGUAUUUGAAUGUUUUUGUCUUGGAAUAUCUGCAGUCACAUAUUUCAACGUGUAAUAAAGUGGUAUUACUCAUUUCCUGAUGAUUUAGGUGGAACUUCAAGUUAACAUUAACCGGUUUGAUUUGUAAAUACAUGCUCAGAAAGUGCUGAUAUAGUAAUGUGAUUGAACUAGAAUGCAUCAUGUGUGUGGCCUAAAUAUCUUUCUUUUAUGGUUUUUAUUAAAGUCAUAAAAAAUG